Penaeus chinensis is the source of this 2508-nucleotide messenger RNA. RefSeq names its product ankyrin repeat and KH domain-containing protein 1-like. The transcript has 25 exons. The record is from RefSeq and is a predicted model, not a curated record. Lineage: Eukaryota; Metazoa; Arthropoda; Malacostraca; Decapoda; Penaeidae. Gene Ontology annotation, molecular function: protein binding. The coding region runs from base 1 to 2508 and encodes 835 amino acids.
AUGUUAAAUGGCACUAGGAAGCCAGGUUGCCGUGUUGAAAAGAUACCAGUUGGAAGGCAAGAACAAACGCGCUGGAGCGAGAUUUGCCCACAGGAAAAUGAGAUCGGUCGACGGGUUGUAAAUUUUGGGAUGUGUCACAAAAUAACACGUUUUAUGCUUAUUCACACCAAUCUAGGCGCCCUGGAUAUUCUGAUCCUCCGUGCCAAGAUGACCCGCUGUCGAGUGCGUUUGGUCCUUCUGCUCAUGUGCCUCUGUGGGAAGGCAACGGCGCAGAACAUCAUCGCCGUGGCCGCCUCGGGAAACCACAACGUUGUCCAGGAGCUCAUAAACGCCGGAGCCAAUGUCAAUCUCCAGGAUCCCCAGACAGGCACGACCCCUUUGAUCGAGGCGGCGAGUAACAACCACAGCGAGACAGUCAAGGUCCUCCUCGACGCGAAGGCCGACGCGAAUCUCACCUUGACGUCAGGUCAGUCCCCCCUAUUCUUCGCGGCCAACAACGGGAACGCGAAGAUGACGCUGGACUUGCUGAGCGCGGGGGCCGACGUCAACCUCACCGAUGUCACAGGAUCCUCAGCGCUAAUGUACGCAGUUGGCAAGAAUCACAUGGAAGUCGUCAAAAUUUUGGUGAGCGCCGGCGCGUCCGUCAACCACCAAAACGCGCAGGCCUGCCUUCCUAGCCUUCAGUGUCCCUUCCUCCCUUCAGGAAACACGGCGCUGAGUUGGGCCGUUGUUACAGGCAGCCCUUCUCUUGUGCAGGACCUUCUGGCUGCCGGGGCGCGCACCGACCUGCGCAAUAUGGAGGCUGAUAAGAACCACACGGAUGUUGUGAAGACCUUACUCGCAGCUGGAGCAGAGGUCAAUGCUAGGAGUGAAAGACAAGGACUGUCGGCUCUGUACUGGGCUGCUAACAACGGCAACGCGAUCAUGGUUCAGAAUCUCCUUGAUGCGGGCGCCAUGAUCGAUAUUCAGACUGAUGCAGGCAACACUGCGCUCAUCCGGGCAUCCAUAGCCAACCAUCCGGACCUGGUAACACUGCUGUUGACCAGAGGAGCCGAUGGCGACCACAGGAAUAGCCAAGGACACACGGCCCUCAUUCGAGCCUUGAUAGAGAAUAACAAGGAGGUAAUGAAGAUCCUUUUGGGAGCUGGCGUGUCGGUGAACUUGCAGGAUAAUGAAGGACACACCGCUCUGCACUGGGCGACCAUGACAAGAAAUGCCAUCAUUGUGCAAGAACUCUUAAAUGCCGGAGCUUCCCUGAAUAUCACCGACAUUUACGGCAACACGGCUCUCAUCCUGGCUGUCACUGCCAAUGACAUGCAGUUGACCAGAAUCCUGCUUGACGGCGGAGAGAUGAUCGAUCACCAGAACCACGUAGGAAACUCAGCCCUUAUGUUAGCUGUGGAUAAGGGCCAUUCUCAGAUCAUGAAAUUCCUGCUUGAGCGAGGGGCCGAUGUUAACCUUCAGAAUCAAAAGGGAGACACAGCGCUCUCCGUGGCCGCGGCGCUGGACAACUCGAUCGCUGCGCAGGACUUGAUCAAAGCAGGCGCCAUGUUGGACUUGCCGAAUAAAGCUGGAAACACGCCCCUCAUGAUGGCAGCUGCGUUGAACCACGUUCAGACUGUCAGGAUUCUACUCGGAGCGAAGGCAAUGGUCAACUUCCAGAAUAAUGAAGGUGAGACUGCCCUGAUUCUCGCGACCUUCCGCGGGUCUUCCCUCGUGGUGCGGGACCUGAUCGCCGCCGGGGCGCUGGUCGACCUGGCCACGAACGACGGAAUCACGCCUCUCAUUCUGGCCUCCGACAUGAACCACCCGCAGGUAGUCAGGAUACUGCUCGAGGGCGGAGCGAAGGUCGACCAGCAGAAUGUUGCAGGCUCGACUCCCCUCAUCUCGGCAGCUCGCAAGAACCACGGGGACAUUGUCAAGGUUCUACUCGACUACCAGGCAGAUGUGAACAGACAGACGCGCAAAUUCGGACACUCGGCCCUUAUCAUGGCAGCCUUCCACGGGAACCUCGGCAUCACGCAAGACCUGCUAGCGAAGGGCGCGCAGGUUGAUCUCCCGAACAAGGCCGGCACAACCGCCCUCAUCUGGACCGCAAACAGAAACCACACCGAAGUAGUCAGGCACCUCCUCGAGGCUGGCGCUGACCCUAAUAGGCAGAAUUUGAGUGAAGGAGACACGGCGCUCGACUGGGCGGCCUUCCUGGGGAACACGAUCAUGGUUCGAGACCUGCUGCAGGCCGGGGCGGCCGCCAAUGUGACGGAUCUCGCGGGUGAGGCUCGCGUCGCCGCUGGUGUUGCUCUUAUCAUUAUUCCUAUCAAUGUUGCCUUUGUUAUAACUCCCCUACUGAACCUGACACUCGCCACUAAAUCAACCAAGAAUCAACAUAACAUCAACACCACCAACAUUCGCAGGAAACACGCCGCUCGUGCAAGCAGCGCAAGGAAAUCGACCUGCAGUGGUGAAGAUGCUGCUUGCACUUGGAGUCGACUUCGAUCACAAGAAUAA